Anopheles maculipalpis is the source of this 1185-nucleotide messenger RNA. RefSeq lists its product as uncharacterized. Gene Ontology annotation, biological process: sensory perception of smell; detection of chemical stimulus involved in sensory perception of smell. Gene Ontology annotation, cellular component: plasma membrane. The transcript is spliced from 4 exons. The record is from RefSeq and is a predicted model, not a curated record. Lineage: Eukaryota; Metazoa; Arthropoda; Insecta; Diptera; Culicidae. Bases 1 to 1185 code for a protein of 394 amino acids. Gene Ontology annotation, molecular function: olfactory receptor activity; odorant binding.
AUGUGGAAGAUAAGACCCACAGAUCCUAAGGCAGUCAUGCCGACAGUUAAACAACUCCUGAGGCUAUCCGGGUUCAGUCAAAAUGCAGAACAUAUUGGAAAAAUAAUUCUGCCGAAUCUGUUUGUCUAUGUUGCAGGGUUGCUGAUACCAAAAGUUUGCUUUCCGUACCCCAAUAGCUCUGCCAUGAUACAGGGUUUAGCUGAGCUGAUAUUUUUUACCAAUAUCUUUGUUGGGGUCUACUGUAUAAUUCUUCAACAUGAUCGUUUCCGGAAGUUGCUGAACACCAUUGACAUUUUUGUUAAUCUCGUACAUCGUUCAUCUGAUCAAGAAGAAUUUCUACAAGAGCGAGCAUUAAUCACACUUAAUCGAAAGGUUCAAAAGGUAUCAACGAUUUAUUGGUAUUAUGCAAUAAUAACAGCUUCCGCCUACUGGUCCGUACCAAGUCUGGCGACGUAUCGUUCCAUAUACCUAGCAAGCAUGUCAGAAAAUAGAUCUUCGAUCCAGUAUUACCCUAAUCUGGAAGCAUCGUUCUACUGGCUCGACAAUCGUAACACAGUGCUAGGUUACGUUAUCUACGGCAUAGUCACUUUCAUAGCAUUUGCGUUCGCUUGCUACAAUCAUACCACAAAAUUGCUUACUAUCCUUACCUCGAUCAAAUACUGUACUACUCUUCUGCAAAUUGUUAGUAUUAAAAUUGAGAAUUUGGAUCGUACAGCUGCAGACAACAUUGAUCGUGAGUUGAAAAGGGUAGUACAAAUGCACGAUCUCGCUCUACGCUGCGUUACACUACUAAAUCGCACAUUAAGUCUUGUGAUUUCGCUGCAACUCGCUCUUUGCAUGGUGACAUGGUGUCUUACACUCCUUUACGUUCUAUCGAUCGGACUCGAUCUGUCAGCAGCAAAUGGUUUAAUUAUCAUGAUCAAUAUAACAUUAGAAAUGUUCGGUUACUGCUUUUUCUGUACCGAACUUUCUACUGCCGGCACACACGUUGCCCGUCAGACGUACGCAUUACGCUGGGAGCAGUAUCCUUCGAGUACCCAGAAGCUAGUACAGAUGAUCAUAGCACGUGGGCAGCAACCGUUACGCCUUACAUCGUUUGGCUUUGUAACAGUUAAUGUGGAGCUAUUUGCCAAGGUGGUCAAAACAUCUUACUCAGUCCUCAUAGUGAUGAAAGAUUUCCUAUAG